AUAUCUAUCCCAUUCUCGCCCGAUGGAACCUUUAUAGCUACCGGCUUAUCAAACGCCACGAUACGAUUAUGGGGUGCGAAAACUGGUCAGCAGAUCAGGGAGCCACUGGAAUGGCGCGGCAACGAGAGUAAUUCUACUGCCCUUGCUUACUCUCAUGACGGACAGUGCCUGGUUAGCGGACACAACGACGGGACGCUUCGAGUAUGGGAUAUAAGCACACACCAGAUGGUAAAGGAUCCACUUAAAGGUCAUUUCGGACAGGUUCGAGCCGUACAAUACUCUCCGGACGGCGCAUUCAUUGCCAGUGGUAGUGAAGACCGCAUUCUAAAGCUCUGGUCUGUCUCAACAGGGAACAUCAUCGACAUAGUAGGGCAUACAAAGGCUGUGAACUCGGUCUCUUUCUCACCCAGUGGCAAACGGGUCGCAACGGCAUGCGAUGACUGGCUCGUUCGCAUUUACGACGUCGAUCAACACGAUUUAAUUAUCGAAUUGCGAGGUCAUUGGGCCCCAGUACAAUGCAUUCAAUACUCUCCGGAUGGUUUGACCGUUGCCAGCGCCUCUAACGAUUGCACUAUCCGGUUGUGGAACGCCUCGACAGGUGAUCUAGCGAUGGGACCUCUCUAUGGUCACGGAUACCAUAUUUCCACCUUAUCAUUCUCUCACGAUGGUCAGAAACUCGUCACCUCCUCAGUGGACCACACCAUUCGAGUAUGGGAUGUCGCUUUGGGGGAAUGCAUUUUGGGACCAUUGUACGGGCACAACGAGCCAGUCAUAUCGGCUGUUACCUCCUACGAAAAUGAGGCCCAUUUUAUUUCCUGCUCCCGCUCUCGUGUGUAUAUUUGGAACAUACACGAUGGUGCGCCAACCAAAUCAAACAGAUUGAGGACGUAUGACACGGUUCGAGCGGUAGCGUGGUUUUCUGACGGGCAGCACUUCGCGAGCGCAGGCGAUGAUUGUUUCAUUAGAAUCUGGGAUACCCAAACAGGUCAAGAAUCCUCAAUGCGCCCUCUCGUGUUUCACGAAAAGAACGUCCAUGCAAGCGUAAGGAUGUCGCAAGGGAUGUCAAAGGGAUCACGGUAG
Molecule: messenger RNA, 1080 nt
Organism: Coniophora puteana RWD-64-598 SS2
Lineage: Eukaryota; Fungi; Basidiomycota; Agaricomycetes; Boletales; Coniophoraceae
Product: WD40 repeat-like protein
Exons: 2
Biological process (GO): mRNA splicing, via spliceosome
Cellular component (GO): U4/U6 x U5 tri-snRNP complex
Molecular function (GO): protein binding; U4 snRNA binding; U6 snRNA binding
Source: RefSeq, a predicted model, not a curated record